Priceomyces carsonii is the source of this 783-nucleotide messenger RNA. RefSeq names its product Cox11p (gene COX11). The record is from RefSeq and is a predicted model, not a curated record. Bases 1 to 783 code for a protein of 260 amino acids. Gene Ontology annotation, molecular function: copper ion binding. The transcript has a single exon. Gene Ontology annotation, cellular component: mitochondrial inner membrane. Lineage: Eukaryota; Fungi; Ascomycota; Pichiomycetes; Serinales; Debaryomycetaceae.
AUGAUAGGUUUAAUAGGAAUAUUUAAAGGGCCAAGGUCCCUGAAGUUGAGUGGUUCUGUAUUACUUAGUAAAAUUUCUAGAGUCCGUUUCCAUACGAGAAAUAUUCUUCGUCAGAAUUUGGAUGAGAAAGAAGUUUAUCGUAAAAAGCUUCAAGAAGCCAAUCGAUUAAGGGAAGAAAGGACUCGCUUCAAAAAUAGAACAGCAGCAUACUAUGCAGCAUCGUUGGGUAUUUUCUUUUUGGCACUAGGCUAUUCUGCUGUGCCGCUAUAUCGAGCUAUAUGUCAAAGAACUGGAUGGGCUGGAACGCCGAUGACUGAUUCGAGAUUAUUCACUCCAGACAAAGUUGUUCCUGUUGAUACAAAUAAAAGAAUAAGAGUACUGUUUAGCUGCCAGUCGUCGGGGAUUUUGCCUUGGAAAUUUACUCCCCAACAGAGAGAAGUCUACGUUGUUCCUGGUGAAACUGCGUUGGCGUUCUAUAAGGCAAAGAAUAUGUCGAAUGAAGAUAUUAUUGGAAUGGCGACUUACUCAGUUACUCCUGAUCAUGUAGCUCCUUACUUCAACAAGAUUCAGUGUUUUUGUUUCGAAGAGCAAAGACUCAGCGCAGGUGAAGAAGUAGAUAUGCCUGUUUUCUUUUUUAUUGAUCCUGAAUUCGCCAAAGACCCUGCAAUGAGAAACAUCGAUGAUGUCGUAUUGCAUUACUCAUUCUUCAAAGCCCACUACUCUGACGGAGAGUUGGCAGCCGUUCCUAUUGGAACUGCCGAUAUAAAAGCAAGCAUUAGCUAG